Molecule: messenger RNA, 1245 nt
Organism: Anthostomella pinea
Lineage: Eukaryota; Fungi; Ascomycota; Sordariomycetes; Xylariales; Xylariaceae
Source: the annotation of a GenBank genome assembly
AUGUCAGAGAACGAGGAAGAAGACAUCCCAUUGCUCUCUAAUAUUGCGCCAUCCAUCUUCGUUCCCGCAACCUUCGACUACACCACCGCACCGCCCCCCCUUCCCACAGACCCCAGAAAACGCCUAGAGCAGCGCCUCGUGCAAAUCGAGGAGCACGAAGCCAAGGUACAGAGAAACAUCCGCGCCAUGACGAAGCGUGAGGUACGGCGCAUCCACCUCAUAGGGGAGACCGAUCGCCCGUACUUCGACAAUCUCGGCCGGCGCGUGACCAAGAAGCGCAAGCCGGGCCUCACGACCUACGAGCAGGACCUUCUGCCCAACAAUCGGGAGGAACUGGCGCGCCUCUGGGAGAGCAAGGCUUGGGGCCGGCUGCCGCCGCCGCCGCCGCCGCCGCCGCCGCCGGUGCGCGGGGGCCCCUGGGAGGUGCCGCUCGGCCUGUCGAAGAACGACCUCCUCAACGGGCCUGUGCACGCGGAUAAUCUGUCGCCGCGCGCUGCUUCUGUCAAAUUCUUCCUGAAUAUUAUUCAGUUCAGCGCGCAGAACCUCGAGGGCCACGCCGACGCCAUCCGAGCGGAGAUGGAGAAGACAAUUGCGCAGUACGGGUUCCCCGCGUCGGACUUCUUGCCGGAUAAGCAUGUUCCUGGGGUGCCAGCUCCCAUCCCGAUACCCACGGGGCCAGCUAGCAGCGUUGGGAGCCAGCGCGGGAGCAUCAGUGACCGUCAUGGUGGCGGACAUGCCGGUGGCCCUGGCAGAGGCACAUACGACACCGGUGGACGAGGGGAUAGUUACAGACGAUUCUCUGGCGGAAGCGGAUACGACAGCAUCCGACGUGGAAAUGAUUACGGAAGGGGUCCAAGCCGAGGCGGAUAUGACGACGGCGGACGAGGUCGUGGAUACGGAAGCGGACCCGCAUACGGAAGCGGACCCGGCAGGGCCGGAUACAACGACGGGGAGCGAACAGACAGCUAUGGUAGCCGAAAUCCUAGCGGUCCAGGUGGACAGCGGAGUGCACACAGCAAUGGAGACGACGGCCGAUGGACUGUUAGGUACAGACCAGACGGCUCCGUUGUCCCACACGUCCAGUGUGGAUAUUGCAAGAAAGUCGGCCACUUUGAGGAGGAGUGCUGGCACAAGAAGGAUCAACAGAACGGUAAACCGCGCCCCUUUGUGCCGCGCGGUCGCGGUUCAUCUCACCACUAUGGCGACCGCCGGUCGUCCUACGGCGAUCGGAUGGACCUCGACUGA